CCGCGUCUGUGCGGCGCUCCUCAACAUGGCGGCCGACAGCGAGCCCGAGUCCGAGGUGUUUGAGAUCACGGACUUCACCACGGCGUCGGAAUGGGAAAGGUUCAUAUCAAAAGUUGAAGAAGUCUUGAAUGACUGGAAACUGAUUGGCACCUCCUUGGGAAAGCCGCUUGAAAAGGGCAUAUUUACUUCUGGGACAUGGGAAGAGAAAUCAGAUGGAAUUUCCUUUGCUGACUUCAAGUUCUCAGUCACUCAUCAUUACCUUGUACAAGAAUCCAGUGAUAAAGAAGGAAAGGAUGAUUUAUUAGAAGACCUCGCACUUGCAGUUUCUCCGGCUGCACUGCGGCUAACAUUGAGCUGUGCAGCUGCGGCCGCCUGCUGCUACAGUCCAGAGUUACGGUACGGACUGCGAGAAUUUGUGGUGAUCGCUCCGGCUGCAAAUAGUGACGCUGUACUCAGUGAAUCCAAGUGCAAUCUUCUCUUGAGUUCUGUUUCUGUUGCUUUGGGGAACACUGGCUGCCAGGUGCCACUCUUCGUGCAAAUACAUCACAAAUGGCGGAGGAUGUACGUGGGAGAAUGUCAGGGGCCUGGUAUCCGAACUGAUUUCGAAAUGGUUCAUCUUCGAAAAGUGCCAAAUCAGUACACUCACUUGUCAGGUCUGCUGGAUAUCUUCAAAUCAAAGAUGGGGUGCCCUUUAACUCCAUUGCCUCCAGUGAGUAUUGCUAUUCGACUUACCUAUGUACUUCAGGAUUGGCAGCAGUAUUUUUGGCCCCAGCAACCUCCAGAUAUAGAUGCCCUUGUAGGAGGAGAAGUUGGAGGCCUGGAAUUUGGCAAGUUACCAUUUGGUGCCUGUGAAGAUCCUAUUAGUGAACUUCAUUUAGCAACGACGUGGCCUCACUUGACUGAAGGGAUAAUUGUGGAUAAUGAUGUUUAUUCUGAUUUGGAUCCUCUUCAGGCUCCCCACUGGUCUGUUAGAGUUCGAAAAGCAGAGAAUCCUCAGUGUUUGUUAGGUGAUUUUGUCAGUGAGUUUUUUAAAAUUUGUCGUCGUAAAGAGUCAACUGAUGAGAUUCUUGGACGAUCCACGUUUGAAGAAGAUGGGCGAGAAAUUACCGAUAUAACUCAUGCUUUGUCAAAGCUGACCGAGCCAGCACCAGUUCCAAUUCAUAAAUUAUCUGUUUCAAACAUGGUACACACUGCAAAAAAGAAAAUACAAAAACACAGAGGUGGAGAAGAGUCACCACUGAAUAAUGAUGUCCUCAAUACUAUCCUCUUAUUUUUAUUUCCAGACGCUUCAUCUGAGAAACCAUUAGAUGUAACUACUUCAGCAGACAACAGUAAUCCUCCAUCAGAGAGUGAAGAAUAUAAUCUCUUCAAUCAGUUCAAAUCUGCGCCAUCUGACAGUUUAACAUACAAAUUGGCUUUGUGCCUCUGUAUGAUCAAUUUCUACCAUGGAGGACUUAAAGGAGUAGCACACCUCUGGCAGGAAUUUGUUCUUGAAAUGCGUUUCAGAUGGGAAAACAACUUUCUGAUUCCAGGACUAGCAAGUGGUGCCCCAGAUCUACGGUGUUGUUUAUUGCAUCAGAAACUACAGAUGUUAAAUUGUUGCAUUGAGAGAAAGAAGGCACGUGAUGAGGGGAAAAAGACGAGUCCUUCAGAGAAUGUAACUAGUAUAUAUCCUGGGAAUGCUGGAAAAGCUGGAGACCAGUUUGGAUCAGAUCACCUGAAAGAUACGGAUAAAGAAAAGGGAGAGGUUGGAAAAUCUUGGGAUUCCUGGAGUGACAGUGAAGAAGAAUUUUUUGAAUGCCUAAGUGACACUGAAGAACUUAAGGGAAAUGGACCAGAAAGUGGCAAGAAAGGAGGUCCCAAGGAGAUGGCAAAUUUAAAACCAGAGGGGCGUCUUUUUCAGCAUGGGAACCUCACUCUGCUACAAAAUGGAGAACCACUCUAUGUUCCUGUAACCCAGGAACCGGCACCUAUGACGGAAGAUCUGCUGGAAGAGCAGUCUGAGGUUUUAGCUAAAUUAGGCACAUCGGCAGAGGGGGCUCACCUCCGAGCACGCAUGCAGAGCGCCUGCUUGCUCUCCGAUAUGGAAUCUUUUAAGGCGGCAAAUCCAGGUUGUUUCCUGGAAGAUUUUGUGAGGUGGUAUUCACCCCGAGAUUACAUUGAAGAAGAGGUGAUUGAUGAAAAGGGCAAUGUGCUUUUGAAAGGAGAACUGAGUGCCCGAAUGAAGAUUCCAAGCAACAUGUGGGUAGAGGCCUGGGAAACAGCUAAACCAAUUCCGGCUAGACGGCAGAGGAGACUCUUUGAUGAUACACGGGAAGCCGAAAAGGUAUCUUACUUUCUGGCCUCCCUUGACUUUUCUCUUAGGUUUGUGAGUUGCCUUUUGGAGCAGCCUGAAGUGAUAGUCAUCGGUGCAGGUUGCGGACAUGCCGGCAGGAUCAUCCACAAGUUGUUUGUGAAUGCGCAGAAGCUGACUGAAUCUUCUGAUGAGGCUGCAGCCCUGGUGCCAGCAGAGGAGGAGGUGAAGAGAAUGGGCACCCCAGAAGAGCGAAGGCAGAACUCCGCCUCCGACUUCCCACCCCCUGCUGGCCGAGAGCUUAUUUUGCGCGCCACUGUGCCCCGCCCUGCCCCUUACUCCAAAGCCCUGCCCCAGCGCAUGUACAGUGUCCUCACCAAAGACGACUUUAGACUUGCAGGUGCCUUCUCAUCUGAUACUUCCUUCUUCUAAGUUUUGUAGUGUUACCUCUUCUGUGGCUUCUGAGACAGCACGGUCUCCUUCUGUGGAAGGCAGGGGCAUGCUCCUCAGAAGCUGAGAGGGCACUGUCCAGCCCACGAACCAGGAAUCAGACUAGCAUCUGAAAGACUUCCCAGCACCAAGCUUGGGGUCUUUUGUAAUUUGAUUGUGGGUAUAGG
Messenger RNA from Echinops telfairi (small Madagascar hedgehog), 2910 nucleotides. It is a transcript of the gene RAB3GAP1, whose product is annotated as RAB3 GTPase activating protein catalytic subunit 1. Gene Ontology annotation, biological process: positive regulation of GTPase activity. Gene Ontology annotation, molecular function: GTPase activator activity. The transcript has 22 exons. The coding region runs from base 26 to 2725 and encodes 899 amino acids. The record is from RefSeq and is a predicted model, not a curated record. NCBI's taxonomy places the organism in Eukaryota, Metazoa, Chordata, Mammalia, Afrosoricida, Tenrecidae.